Messenger RNA from Tigriopus californicus, 492 nucleotides. Its product is annotated as transcription elongation factor A N-terminal and central domain-containing protein 2-like. The coding region runs from base 1 to 492 and encodes 163 amino acids. Lineage: Eukaryota; Metazoa; Arthropoda; Copepoda; Harpacticoida; Harpacticidae. The record is from RefSeq and is a predicted model, not a curated record. Gene Ontology annotation, biological process: DNA-templated transcription. The transcript has 2 exons.
AUGCGGGCCAAUGCGGUGGAUUUAACGGCUAUUUUGCGGGCUUGGCGCGAGAAGUCACCCUCUACCACGGUCAUUAAGACCACGGGUAUUGGUCGCACCAUACGCCGUUUAGCCCAAAGUUCCUCUGUCGAUCCUGGGGUGCGGGCGGAAGCCGCAGCGGUAUACCAACAUUGGCGCGCACAAGUGGAAAAGCGGGUGGAAUUGGAAACCCGUGGUCCUUUGGAAGUAGAGUGCGAUCGACCCACCGCCAAUUGGCGCCAGAGAGCCCGUCAUUUGCUAAAUCAGGCCGUGACCACGGCCGGACAGCCGGAACAAGAUUUGGCCUUGAACUUGGAAAAAGCCGCGUUUGAAUUGUGCCGCCACGUGAUUGGUAACCGAUAUCGCCGUUGUGUACGGAGUAUGGUUUUGAGCUUGCGGAAUGCCCCCUCACCCGUGCCCUUAGAGAAUCGCGCCGCACACCGUGAGUUUGUGCGGACUCAUCUACAGGACUAG